AUUUUACGGAAGGUCAAGCGCGUAUGUUGAGGGCCGCGUUAUGUUUCCAAUGCUUGUAAUAUGACAACUCUCGAGUCCAGAAUUCCUCGUCAGCGUGCGAAUUCUGCAGAACCCAGGUCAAAUUAUUUUGUACAAAAACUUUCCAAAUUGGUUUUAAAUGGGAGUAGCCCUCAACAUAUUCCUUAUCCCAAGGAUUCGACCGUGGACCACAAGUCGUCUGUACAGCCAUCCAAGUUUUUUAAUCCUUUCUCUCGUCUGGGUUUUCUGAAUAAAAAGAAGAAGCCUGCUCAAGUUAAAGUUCCACCAUUGGAUUUUUCUCAAUCGUAUACUGAAUUGAUUUUGGAACUUGCUUACACUUCAAACUUAACACGUCAAGUGAUUCGACCAUUUAAUCGUUGCCAUUUAGUAAACCAGUUAACUGAAUGUGCACGCUUAAUUCGUGGACGUAUCGCAUCUGGCGCUGCGUGUAUCCAACUUCCUUUACUGGCUGAUUCCGAAAAGAAUGAGCAACUUAUGAGUGACAAUCGUAUGAUUAUGGCUAAAAUUAAUCAAUUCAACGAAGCUCAUAUAUUAUUUACUGAUUGGAUUGAUAAACUGUCAUCAGCACCAUUUGUAGUAAACACAUUUGGUCCAACAGUUGUUCAACCUACUGAUGGCAAUGUUCUUACAAAUGAACAGAUUCUCUUAUCAAAAUCAAAUUAUUCUGUACAUGAUGCUAAUUUACUACAAGAUUUACAAUGUGACGGUGAAUUGUUAUUCUGUCAACUUCAAUCAUGUGCUUUGGCUGUAUUUGAAUUACUCAAAAAUGUUGGCUAUACCACGUUUGUUGAACCGUCAUGUAUGGAGGCUUCGCUAUAUGAAAGUUGCAGUACGCAAAAUGAAUCUAUUCCUGCUCAUUCAGACAAAAAUGAUCAUGAGAUUGAAAACUUUGGUACGGAAUUUCUUGGUCAUUCUCAGCGUAAUUCACAUAACAAUACAUCAAUAAAAAGUUCAAGUGUAUUCACUGAAGAAGAUCGUGAACUAUUAGCUAAAUUAUGGCGUUAUUUAGAUCCUACUAGUAAUGUAUUAGGCAGCAGUUCACCACCACCAAAACCUCCAUUACCUAAUUUAUGUCCCUUGAACAUUCCAUUCUCUGAUCGUCGCACAGAUUCAAUUAUUUCCAACAAUCAAUCUUCUCAACUUAGUAUCAACCCAUAUGAUGAUCCAAACUUGUUAGCAUACCUGUGUACAAUUGCUUCUACUGCUCAACAAAAGUAUCCUUCAAAUUCAAGUCCGAAUAAGAAAAAUUCGAAUCGUCAAAAAGAAUUUUCAUUGCCGCCUACUAGAUUAGAUUUAAAUGCAACUGACCACUUGAGUUUCCCGUUAGUCGAUGAGUCGGAUCCAAGUGAUCUAGAAUCAAAUUUAAACUAUCCUAAUAAUCUGAAUAAAUUAAAACAUUCUUGUACAAUACAAACACCAAGUUACAAACCUAGCACGGCAUCGUUUUCCAUUACAGAUGCUUCACGUUCUGUAAUCAGAAAACUUAAAUUACCUACUAGACAAAAUGACAAAGUUGAUCAUGUUGAUAAAACACCGUUAAAUUCAACAGACUCUAACGGAAAGUUUUCACAUCUUUAUUCCAAUAGAAAAUCAUCAUCCAAACUGAAAGAUUGUAAAUACUGGUCAACAUCAAUGUCGUCAACAGAUUCAAAUAAUCCCCUCAGUGAUAGUUUAAUGCAUGAACAAGUAGCAAAAAUGGUGAUGCAUUUACAAGACAACGAUUCGUGUACUUCACAUCAGUUGGAAAAUCCUUUUAUUACAUCUACAUUAAGUGCAAGUAACUCCAUUACUACUAAUUCAUCGGAUGCUACAACAAUAACAACUACUACUACUACUACUACUACAACUAAUACAAGCACGACAGCGACUACUGUCAUUCUAAAUGAACAAAACAACACUUCAAUGAUAAGUACCGAUAUGAAUAAUGAAUCAAUGACAUCCAAUACUGAAGAUAUUGAUGAUUAUUCACCGACUUGUCAUUCUGAAGUGAAAUCCGACACAGAAGAUGUUUAUGAAUUGUUUGAAGCUAAUGGUAAAAAAUAUAGACGUCAUUUUCAACGACGUGUUGUUAUUGAACGGCAUAAAGUUAGAGAAAUUAUAUUAGCACCAUCACUUCCAGAUGGUUCGGGUCCAGAUCUUAACCGAGCUAUAGUCAAUCGAUCUGAUCAAACAAAUACUGAAUCCGUCAAUGAUCAUAAUCAUGAACCUAUUUCAUCAAUUAAUACAUUAUCAUUGAAUAACUCUUCUCCAAAUCAUAACAAUGCACUGAACUAUCCUGAAAUGAAACUUCAAUUCGAAAAAUGGAAUAUCUCCUGCGAUAACAGUGCUAUUGAACAUGAUGACUGCAUAGAUCAUGACAAUUUAGAAGAUUCCAAAUUAGUUAAAGCUGAUGUUGAACCACCGAAACCACCUUUACUAAAUGAGAAACCAUUGGUUAGUUACAUGUUUCGAUUUGGAUCAUCUGAUUGUGAUAAUGUUGAUGAUGAACGGCGUCUAUCGCAUAAAUUAAUUGAUUUUUUCCGUGAUCAAUGGUUAAAAGAAGUGGAUGCAGCAGGACCACAUGAACGUAAAAAAGUUAUUUCUUAUAUUCAAAGUUAUACACAACCUACAACAAAUGGUGAUUUUAUUCAUAAAUCAACAUGCGUUCAACAUACAUGUACAGUUCGAAUGGUUGGGGGUCUUCAAGGAUUAAAAGCUCGGGCAAAUCGUAAUGCUGAAAUGAAAAUAUCUGAAACAUUAUCAGAUGAUGAAGCUUCGGAUAAACUAUCUUGUAAUUCACUGACUUCAUCAUCUAACGAAAUAAAACCAUCUAUUAAUGAAGAAACAGAUGUGUUCAAACCGUUGGAAACAUCAGAUCUACCAGCAUUUGAUCAUGGUGAAUCACAAAUCAUUAUAACCAGUGAUGAGACGGACGAUGAAGAAAUACCACAUGACGAUAAUAGUUCUUCAAUAAUUCAAGAAAGAGAAAUAUAUAUCAAUAAACCUAUUGUGGAAGCUAACAAUGUACCACCUAUAUUAAGUCUUUUAAAAGCAAACGAUUAUUUAGUAUGGGGUGAUCGAAAUACUGUCAAUGAUAUUUCUGUACAUGCUGGAUGUAUUGAUGCUUUGAUAGUGUAUAUGACUUCAUACGGUCGUAUGUUACCAUCAUAUUAUUUAUUUUUUGAAACAUUUCUUUUUAUGUACCGUUCAUUUAUGACAUCGGAUGAUUUAUUGCAUCGUUUAAUAACACGAUAUUAUUAUUUUAGUCAUCCUCCACAUUAUUUAACACAUUUAACAAAUUUAUCACAAGAAAUUAGAUCGAAAGUGUGUACAUCGACUGUGUCAAUAUUAGUGACUGUGGUUUCUCGAUUAAAACAAGAUUUAAAUGGUGAAUUGCUAGAAAUUCUUCAAAAUUUUGAAAAAACUCUUGCACAAGAUCAAUAUAAUUUACUCAGUCGAAUUUUACACAUUACCAUUUGUCGACAAUCACCAGACAGUUCACAAAUUCAUUCGAACUUAAAACCCACUAAACCAAUCAAUGGUGAUAUACGUAAAUCGGAUUCAUUUAUAUCGAAUAAUCCUCGAGCCUCAUCAUUAGACGAUAUAUCAUCUGAUCGAUCUAUGUUUAAUGAAAGCUAUGAAACAAAUCAUUCCACUGAAUACACCGGAGAAACUGGAUUUGUUACAUUACCAAAGACUAAAUCGAAACGAUCCUAUGCUUUGGAAAAUGUUGAUCGUUAUUCAUUGAUUGACACUACAGAAAAUGAUUAUAUCCACUCUCCCACUAUGGUCAGUACACUUCCAACUAAAAGAAUAUUAUUGAAAACAUCAAAAAGUAGUCUUGGCAUAUUAAAUUUCUCAGCAAAAUCUUUUGCUGAACAACUCACCUAUUUGGAUUGUUUAAAUUAUUAUAAAAUUGAUGUUACUGAACUCCUUGAUAUUUCUAAACUAGAACAAGGUAAAGCGCCUGGUGUAGCUGCAUGUGCACAUCAUUUUACAUUGGUUUCUAACUGGGCCACAUAUCAAAUUUUAUCCUUAACAAGUGCAUCUGAUCGUGAUAAAGUUGCCAAUCGUUUAUUAGAUGUUAUGGAACACUUGUACAAACUCAAAAAUUUCAGUUCUUACCUAUCUUUACUUUGUGCAUUUCUCCUAGUACCAGAAGCUUUAUUUUCUCGAAGAACACGCAGUCGUCUUAGUCGAAUUACACCGUACAUGCAACCGCCUUACUUUUCACAAUAUCGUCGUGAUUUAGAAGCAGCCAAUCCACCGUUUAUACCCUAUCUUGGUUUAAUGCUACAAAAUUUAGUUGUCCUAGCUCAGGGUAAUCCUUUGUUUUUAAAAACACUUCCAACUCAAUUAGUCGAUACCUAUCAACCAUGUCAUGGUCCCAUCAUUAACUUUUGGCGAUGUUGGAAACAUUUUCUCAUCAUACACUUUUUUGUUAAACAAGAAAAAAUGGAUCCUGAAAAAUCUCGUUAUUCAAUUCGUCCUGAUUUGAAAAUCUUACAUUUCAUUGACAAUUUUGAAAAAUCUCUACCUGAAGCAGAAUUACGCCACUUAGCUAAUAGUUUACGUCGAAGUAUCUCAUAAAAAAUUUUUUUUCAUUGAAUUAUAUAUUAUAACAUUCAUGUUACUUGUUAUUAUCCUCAGCUCAUGUUGAUAAAACAAACUACUCAAUGUACAAUAAUGUUAUUAUUUUAAUGUAUCAUUUACUUUUAUUUUUAAUCUAUAUUUCUGAGAUAAUUUUCAAUUGUAUGCUUUCAUGUGAAUUUAAAGAGCUUUUCUUAUUUCUUAUUAUAAUAUCAUUCUUGCUCUAAAUUAAUAAUAUUGAUCUUUAUUUUAAACAUUCAAUAAACAUCUAUUUUGUAUAUAACUUAAUUUUAUCCACGAAUAAUAAUUAAUAUUUGUUUACACUUAACAAACAGAUUGGCUGUGCAGUUUUUAACUUUCUCCAUUUUUUUUAAAAAACACUGAUGUACAUUUCUCUCAGAUAAUAUGCUCCAUACAUUGUGUCUUGUGUUUUAUAGAAGAAUAUAUAUACGUCUUGGCGGAUUGCAUCAUCGUUGUAACUAUUUUUAUCACAUUUAUAUUGUCCUUCUCAAAAUUUGUAAAUAUCUCUCUAUUGUUGUAAAGUUUUUUUUUUCCUAAUAUUUCUUGCUUUUCUCCUUCCAUCAUGAAUAAAAAAGAAAUUCGUAUUGUUUUCUAGUGGUAACAACUUCUGUUACUGCCAUUAAUUUUCGAAGAAGAAAUUCGUUACUUUUGUCGAUGACUUUUUCAAUGAAUGUACCAUAUUGGCAUUUUAACAUUAUAUACAUGAGUGAUUAUUUUCAUCAUUACUCAUACAUUUUGUAUAUGUUUAUUCUAUUGCUUUUAUCAUAGUUUUUUUCUUCCUCAGAGUAUCCUUAUGAUGAAAUGAUAUACUACUUGUUUGUUUUCUUCAGAACACAACUUCAAAUAGUUUCUUAAUAUUAAUAAAUAAGUAGUUUAAAUGAUCUUUAAUGUGACUACAACGUCUACUAGUAUCGCUGUUAUAACUAAUAGUAGUCGUAACAGUGUUGAUAAGAGAUCUAACAACAAUUGAUGUCAAAAUGCAAUUAUUCCUUAUUUCAUUAUGAGAAAAUAUAAAUGUACGCUGAUUAUAUAUUUUUUAUGAUGGUAUAAUCAAAUCACAAGUACUGACGCACACUUUUUUUCUCGAGAUGAAAGUGUUUUUCUUUUUUUGUUUGCAUACAUUUUACGAAGCAAUAUAAUAACAUGAACUUUUAUGUUGUUUUUUUUAAUGUUACUCAAUUUUUGAAAAACGAAAACAAUUG
Messenger RNA from Schistosoma turkestanicum, 5831 nucleotides. Lineage: Eukaryota; Metazoa; Platyhelminthes; Trematoda; Strigeidida; Schistosomatidae. The record is from the annotation of a GenBank genome assembly.